AUGUCUCGCCAACUCAUUUCCAGCGAGAAAUUCCCUCCCAAGCCUCACAACUGCCCCGCCGUCAAAGUCCCUGGCCUCGUUUUCUGCGCCGGCCAAACAGCCACCGGAGAAAUCAAACAAGCAACCAGAAAGGUCCUCGAGAACCUCAAAGAAGUCCUCGAGCUAUCUGGUUCUUCUCUCGACAAAGUGGUCAAAUACAAUGUCUAUCUUGCAGAUAUGAAGGAUUUCGCGGCCAUGAAUGAAGUCUACAUUGAUUUCUUGCCGCAACCGAUGCCAUCGAGAUCUUGUCUUCAGGCUGUUCCUCCUGGCGAUGGAACUGUUAUUGAGAUUGAAUGUAUUGCGCAGGCUUAG
Molecule: messenger RNA, 351 nt
Organism: Talaromyces amestolkiae
Lineage: Eukaryota; Fungi; Ascomycota; Eurotiomycetes; Eurotiales; Trichocomaceae
Exons: 3
Coding region: 1-351 (116 amino acids)
Cellular component (GO): mitochondrion; cytosol
Molecular function (GO): deaminase activity
Source: RefSeq, a predicted model, not a curated record